Molecule: messenger RNA, 1760 nt
Organism: Condylura cristata (star-nosed mole)
Lineage: Eukaryota; Metazoa; Chordata; Mammalia; Eulipotyphla; Talpidae
Product: SLA class II histocompatibility antigen, DQ haplotype D alpha chain-like
Exons: 5
Coding region: 28-795 (255 amino acids)
Biological process (GO): immunoglobulin production involved in immunoglobulin-mediated immune response; peptide antigen assembly with MHC class II protein complex; immune response
Cellular component (GO): membrane; MHC class II protein complex
Molecular function (GO): MHC class II protein complex binding
Source: RefSeq, a predicted model, not a curated record
UAGUGCAGAGACCACCUUGAGAAGAGGAUGAUCACAUACAGAGCUCUGAUUCUGGGGGCCCUCACCCUGGGUACGGUGAUGAGCCUCUGUGUUGGUGAAGAAAUUGAAGCUGACCACGUUGCCUCCUACGGCACAAAUGUCUACCAGACUUAUGGUUCCACUGGCCAGUACACCCAUGAAUUUGAUGGAGAUGAGGAGUUCUUUGUGGAUCUGGAGAAGAAGGAGACUGUCUGGCAGUUGCCUAUGUUUAGCCAAUUUAGAAGAUUUGACCCACAGGGUGCACUGAGGAACAUCGCUACAGCAAAAUACAACUUGGACAUCAUGAUUAAACGUUCCAACUCUACUGCUGCUGCCAAUAAGGUUCCUGGGGUGACUGUGUUCCCCAAGUCUCCUGUGACACUGACUCAGCCCAACACCCUCAUAUGUCUUGUGGACAACAUCUUCCCUCCGGUUAUCAACAUCACAUGGUUGGUCAAUGGACAUUCAGUCACGGAGGGUGUAUCUGAGACCAGCUUCCUCCCCAGGAGUGAUCAUGCCUUCUUCAAGACAAGUUACCUCACCUUCCUCCCUUCUGACAAUGAUGUUUAUGACUGCAAGGUGGAGCACUGGGGCCUGGAGGAGCCACUCCUGAAACACUGGGAACCUGAGAUUCCAGCCCCUAUGUCGGAGCUGACAGAGAAUGUGGUCUGCGCCCUGGGGUUGACUGUGGGCCUUGUGGGCAUCGUGGUAGGAACCACUUUCAUUAUCCAAGGCCUGCGCUCAGGUGAUACCUCCAGACACCAAGGGCCCUUGUGAGACCCACCCUGGAAAGAAAGGUUCACCGCCCAUCUACAAGAGCAGCAGAGAGGACAUGCUAGGUGACCAAGCACUAUUUUCUGGCCCACUUCGUCAUAUUCAUUCUUUCCUCCAAUGGCCCUCCUCUUACUUCUUCCCUGGGUCUUAAGAUGCUGUAUCCCAGCAGAAUGCACCUACCCACUGUCUGAUUUUUUAAACUCAAUUAUUAACUACUAUGGAUUCCUUGGAUAUUCCACCCAUAUACCUAAUUCCUCAGUGACCCUGAAAAAUAACUCCAUGAAAGUAAUAAACUCAUCUUUUAUAAGGUUUUUAUGGAAAAUUUUCCUCUUUCAUCUCACAGCUGACUAGGACCAUGGCCCCUUAUGUUUCAAGCCCAUUUAAUCUCACUUCCCAGCUCAUUUUUCAUGACCAGCCGCACAGGAAUUAUUUAGUGUAGACUGAUAAUAUUUAGAUACCUUUGCUGAGGCUAGUAUUUCUCUUUUCCCUGUGUUUCCACCCUGUUCCACUGUUUCCAUAACCCUUAUUCAAGGCAUCAGGCAAGGUAAUAUAUAUCCUCUGUUUUUAGUGCAUAUUUGUUAGAACAAAUAUAAAAAGUGAAGAAGUUAAUUUGUACUCAUUUUAAUAAAACAUUAAAAAGUUAUGACAAAGAAGUAUUAGAAGAAAGGAAUCUUGAAUCUCAAAAGUACCAAAAAUCAAAAUUGAUUUACUCUUUUUAUUUCUUCUCCCCUCCUUGCCCUUUAGGAGAUAAGAAUGCUCUAGACAGGAAAAGAAAUGAGAUUCAUUUAGGAGAGCAUUAGAAUAAUGCAAUAAUGUAGUGGUAUCUGCAAAGUACCAACUAUUUUACCCUUCCUUAACAUUAGUAGAAAAAAGACACAUAUCUAAAGUCACUUAAAAACACAUAUGUAGGCCCUCCCUGGUGCACAAUGGGUAAAAGCACAGCACUAGGAAGCUAAAAGCCACUUCAG